Messenger RNA from Sphaeroforma arctica JP610, 588 nucleotides. RefSeq lists its product as hypothetical. The coding region runs from base 1 to 588 and encodes 195 amino acids. Lineage: Eukaryota; Ichthyosporea; Ichthyophonida. The transcript has a single exon. The record is from RefSeq and is a predicted model, not a curated record.
AUGGCCGAAACAGUCAAAAGGAUACCUGGCGGAAACUAUCACAAGGGACUCCUGACCAUACAGCAGAGUUGUGGCAUAAGCGCAUGCAGCAGUGAUACGGCGUUGGACAUGCACGUGACGAAUACACUAAACAGCUUCAAGCUGAUUGGUUGGGGUUUACAGGGAACGAGUGAGAACUACCAUAUCCACUAUCCCGAGAGCAGGAGCGCAACGUCUGGUGGGAACUUGUGUGCGAGUGUAAGUGGUGAUUGGAAAUCCGAUUUGAAAAGGACCCUGACAUCUCUGGCAUACAGGGGUGUGAGCCUGGCAACCAAACCUCUUACCAACAAGCGUCUUAAUGAAUCAACCAUUCGCACAAUACCACCUCACGCACAACCAGAUUUACAGGGUUCUAAGCCCGACUCAGAGGUACAGGUUUGUCCACAAGGCGAUAAAUUCCCAGAUGCCUUAGAGGGAUUCGGUGAGAAGUCGGCGCGGGUUGUCAUGACAACAACUAUGGAUACGAACACGGUUGGGAAACCACCACUGGGAGAUGGAAUCCUGUACACAUUCAAAGCAACACUCGAAGCUCACUCCCCGGGGAUAUAG